Bactrocera neohumeralis is the source of this 820-nucleotide messenger RNA. RefSeq names its product lipopolysaccharide-induced tumor necrosis factor-alpha factor homolog. The transcript has 3 exons. Gene Ontology annotation, molecular function: zinc ion binding. NCBI's taxonomy places the organism in Eukaryota, Metazoa, Arthropoda, Insecta, Diptera, Tephritidae. The record is from RefSeq and is a predicted model, not a curated record. Bases 91 to 324 code for a protein of 77 amino acids.
GUCCUUUGUGGACGACGUGUUUAUGACGGCAUUAUACAAUAUAAAAAUAUUUUUGACUCCAUUUGUUGUUUCACCGAAUCACUUUGAGUAAUGUUACCACCACUUGGCCCAAUACCCUGCAGUUUGAGCUGCCCGAAUUGCUCCAAACAGGUGACAUCGCGUAUGGAAUACAGAUCUUCGACAAAAUCACAUAUUAUUGCUUUACUACUCGCUGGAAUGCUCUGCCUGCCUUGCGCCUGCGCUGUGUAUUGCACGGAUUGCGCACGAAAUGUGGAGCACUACUGCCCAUCUUGUAAUGCCUUUUUGGGUGUAUAUGACCGCUGAGUUGAUUUUGAUAAAAUGCUUAAGUGAAUUUUAACUAAGAAGGAUAUUAAACGAAAUUGGAAAUUUGAACACAAAAUCUUUUGUCGCAAAAAACAGUAAACAUUUUUGAAACUUAUUGAUAUGAUAUUUAAUACUAUCUAUAUAGAUAGAUAUUAAAAUAUCUCUAAACACAUCUAUAAUAGUAAGUUGACUAUAAGGUUUUUCUUUGACUAACUCGAAAAUCGAUAAAAAAAAGUGUAGUCAGUGCGAAAUGCCGAAAAAAUUUAUGAAUUUAUAUAACUUUGUUACUUUUGAUUAUGAGUUUUUUGUUACACUUCUACAUUUUUCUACAAAAUUAUCCACCUUUUUAUAGAAAUUCAAAAAAUCAGCAUGAAACCCAUACAAAUUUAAAGCUAAAUCUUAAAAUUAGGAUGGCUUAAAUCCUUUCCGAUUAAAAAAUAUAUUAAUAUGAGUGCAGUCAACUUAUAUUAUUCUGUAAUACGAGUAUGCUAUUAAA